Messenger RNA from Budorcas taxicolor (takin), 1446 nucleotides. It is a transcript of the gene ZNF683, whose product is annotated as zinc finger protein 683. The transcript is spliced from 5 exons. Gene Ontology annotation, cellular component: cytoplasm; nucleus. The record is from RefSeq and is a predicted model, not a curated record. Lineage: Eukaryota; Metazoa; Chordata; Mammalia; Artiodactyla; Bovidae. Gene Ontology annotation, biological process: regulation of transcription by RNA polymerase II; cell fate commitment. Bases 1 to 1446 code for a protein of 481 amino acids. Gene Ontology annotation, molecular function: RNA polymerase II cis-regulatory region sequence-specific DNA binding; histone deacetylase binding; DNA-binding transcription factor activity.
AUGAAGGGGGAGCCUGCUCCAGAGCUGGGUUGUUGCCACAAGACCAAGCUCCUGGGGAGCACAGGGGCUUCUCUGUCCCCCCACCUGGACUCCCAGCUCUGCCAAGAUGGCCAGGUCUUCCCAGCCUUCAAGCCACAUCCAGACACAGUGGAUCCUCAUGAUCAGUCCUGGGCCAGCUGGCUGUGCCCAUGGCCACUGGCACAGGCCAAGUCUGCCCUGCUGGCCUGCCCCCAGGGCCUGGACCUAUACCUGUGCGCCCUGCAGUCGGCAACCCUGGCAACAGCCCUGCGGGGUCUCAGGGAGGAUGCUUUGAGCACACGGGACCUGCCACCAAGGCUGCCUGCCAGCUCCUCCAGUGGCGAGAAACUCCCACCCAAGUGUCCUCCGAGCAGUGACAAGAUGGGAAGCCAGACAGAAAGAGCUGGCGGGGGGGCCCCCUGCCCAUCCUUCUCUCCUCCCAACAGCUCUUCCCCAAAUUCUUGGCAAAAUAAGAAGAGCCCCUUGGCUUUCUGCUCCUGCCCCCCAACCCCACCCAGCUCCAAAGAACUCUCCUCCCACUUCCGCCCAUUCUAUCCUGCCUACCCAUUUUUCCUGCCCGCUCCUUACCUGGUCACAUGUGGGAGCCUACCUUCAAUGCCGUGUCCCCCCUGCUUCAAGCUGCCCCAAGACACCCCCUAUGCCACCAUGGCUGUGCCCAGCUUGCUGAUUAAUGUCAAUGAGCCCAAGCACCCCAGCACCUGGGGGGAGACCCUGCGCCCCUACCCAGGGGCCUGUCAAGACUCCGGCCAAACCCAACCCUCCCAGAGCCAGAAUCUGGGCCUUGCCACUGCCAGGACCUACUUCACAGGGCCGGAGCGGGCUGGAAGAGUGGCUGCAGGAAAGCGGGCCCCACUGGGCUCCCAGGCUGGCUCUGCGGCACUGCCUUACCCACUGAAGAAAGAGAACGGCAAAAUCCUGUAUGAGUGCAACGUGUGCAGUAAGAGCUUCGGGCAGCUCUCCAACCUCAAGGUCCAUCUGCGAGUGCACAGUGGGGAGCGCCCAUUCCAGUGCGCCCUGUGCCAGAAGAGCUUCACCCAGCUCGCCCACCUGCAGAAGCACCACCUGGUGCAUACUGGGGAGCGGCCCCACAAGUGCCCGAUGUGUGACAAGCGCUUCAGCAGCUCCAGCAACCUGAAGACCCACCUGCGCCUGCACUCGGGCGCCCGGCCUUUCCAGUGCAGUGUCUGCCAGAGUCGCUUCACCCAGCUCGUUCACCUGAAGCUGCACCUUCGUCUGCACGCCCCACGGCCCUGCAGCCUGGCUCACACCCACCUGCCCCUGGCAUCUCUUACCUACCUUGCCCGCUGGCACCAGGGGGCCCUAGAUAUUCUGGCAGCGCCAUCAGAGAGGCAGAUGGACUGGGACGUGGACAAGGUCAAGGUGUCCUCAGCAUCCCAGGGCAAGUAA